CGAAAAAUGGCGGGCCUCAUACCCAGUUCAAUCCACCGGCAAAAUGCCCCUAUGUUGCCGGCAGUUGAAACUCUAGGUUCUCCACGCUGUGGAUUCUUCAACGCCACGGGGAUAUACCCCAAGCUCCGCGGACCUUUUAUCCCAAUAAUCAUGGGCCCCUAUCCUAAAAACCUGAACUGAAUAGUGAAUCUGCUCACCAACAUAAUAUGCGUCUCGACAAUUAGAGCCCAACUACUUAAUUUUCACCCUUUCCUGUAACUACGGAUUAAGCAUAAACCCCGCGUUUCGUUGCAGCUCGAGUCAGCAGCGGAGGACAAUCAAGACUGUUGGCCAGCGUCAUCACUGUCAUGAUCCUUCACCCCAGCAAUAUUUAACGCGGGCUAGUACACCAGCUAGAAUAUUCGAUUAACUACCAAUGCCAUGAAUGAGGGGACCGGGCUGGAAGCCAGAAGCUGAACAGGGCGUUUUUAGUAGUUAUCUUUUGAAAACCCAGCUAGCUGUGCAGGUCAGAACUUUGACUCUCCUCCGCGACCCCCAGGCAGAGAGGAGCUUGUCUGGGAGUGGACAGGUUACAAAGCCCCAUAAGGUCCACUUAUCCAUGGCGUGGAGAUACCGCUCAGACUAUUUAAAUGCUGACAUGGCAAUGGAAAAUGGCCCCGAAGCCAGCCCCUGUCUUUUUUUUUUUUUUUCAGUCAGAACAAAUACGCUAAGUUCUGCAUAUAUCGGAGGGGGGCGGGAAAGGAAAGCAGCAUCUAAUAUAACAUGCCAUAACGCACUCAGUUGAUGGGCAUGAGUAGAACCAACAGCUUUUUCCUCGAUAACUACCAUGGCAAAUGUCGCAAAUGAGUAAAGUGCCCCGAAACACGACCAGCAUGCGACAAUUGCAUGUUAAGGCAGCUCGAUUGCGUUUAUCCCUCGCUGUUCAAAUCACAAUCACACCAAUCACACCAACCCCACCGUCGUCUGCAAUCAAAUUAUAACGACAAGAAUUAUGUCCCUGUUAUGCACUAUACAAGGCCGCCAAUGCUGCCUCCACUAGCUAUCAGGCCAGCUCCCGCGCCGCCGCAGUUUCCCCCUUUUUCACAAUGGACGAUAUGCGCUUCUUCCACCAUUAUUUGACUGCGGGCUAUCCGUAUUUGCCAGAUGGCUGUGAUACAGUGUGGAUUACUGAGAUACCCCUUCUCGCCCACCAGCACGAAUUCCUUAUGCACGCCAUCAUCUCCUUGGGCGCCUCGCACCUCUCCCUUGUCGCCAUCAUCUCCUUGGGCGCCUCGCACCUCUCCCUUGUCGCCAUGGCCGGUUCAGGCCUUGAGGAAAUGCACGGUUACUCAACCAUGCUAUCCCAUCGCGGCCUCGCUCUCCGCGGUCUCCAACAAUCAAUAGACGAGCACGCACAUGCCGGCCUUCCCACCGCGUCCACCAUGCCAAACAUCCCCAAACUCAACGCCAUGUUUGCAACCUGCUACGCUCUGAUGACGCAAUCAUCCCACCUGCGUGACGGCUUUACUGACUUCCUCAUUCUAAUCCGCGGCUCCGGACCCCUAACGGGCCACAUCGCAGCCAUAACAGGCCUCGACCGCAACGCCCUACUCCUAAGCCUGAAAGAGGGCUUCGACCCGCGCACGCGCUUCUCACACCUGACCCUCACCGGCAACGACGACGCUGAGGAUCUCGACGAUGACCCUGGCGACGCUAUCGACAUGGGCAUUAAUAUGUGCGUUGUCAAGCGCUUUGCGGAUGCAUUGAGGGCAUUGAUUCCACUCCUACAGCACGAAUGUCACCAGAACUAUUACGCAGCCAUCCUCGAUGCUGCCGAGGCAUUGCAGCGACGAGCGUGGGUCGAUGCAUUCAAUUCGUUCCACAAGACGUAUGUGGUCCUGUGCACCAUUGACGAGGUCAGUUUCCAAAAUUACAUCAUCUCGCCAUCCGUGAGAGGCGCGGGGGCGGGAACCGGGCGGAGGCCAAAGUGGGAGGGGGAGGUGGAGAAGAAUGCGAUGUUCCUGCUUUUGUUCAUGUACCUCACGGCAUUGAAGGUGGCGAUGUGUCCGAUCAUUUGGCGCGUGAUACCUGAGCGGGCACUGUUUCCGCAGAUGAUAUUGCCGCAGGUGAGCUGGUUGAUAGACAUUAGUGCGCGGAUUUCGCCGGUGCUACGUGGGCAUGUGGUGCUGCCGUUGGAGGUUAUCACGAGGGUUGGAGCUGAGUAUGGGGUGUUCAAAUCGGUAUUUGGGGAGCGGGUGAGAGAGGAGUUGACUGUGAGAGCGGAGGAGAUGGGGUAGGCUGGGCUGUAUGAUGGGAAAUAUAUGGAUAUACCUAGGUAGAUAGAUCCAUGUUUAUAUGUGGAGUGUAUAAAUGUAACUUGUCGCCUAGUUCAUACUCUUCCCCCUUUCAAAUUUGUACCUUGAUAUAUAUACAUACAUACUUUCUUGUAGGCGGAAAUCUGUCAGUUAAUUUUUUAGUGAUGAAUGGUUAUAUCCAUCAUUUUAUUUCGGAAAUUUUUAGUUUGCAUAACAAGUGAUAUGAGUCCC
Blastomyces dermatitidis ER-3 is the source of this 2525-nucleotide messenger RNA. Its product is annotated as C6 zinc finger domain-containing protein. The transcript has 4 exons. Gene Ontology annotation, molecular function: DNA-binding transcription activator activity, RNA polymerase II-specific. Lineage: Eukaryota; Fungi; Ascomycota; Eurotiomycetes; Onygenales; Ajellomycetaceae. The record is from RefSeq and is a predicted model, not a curated record. Gene Ontology annotation, biological process: regulation of transcription by RNA polymerase II. The coding region runs from base 1086 to 2276 and encodes 396 amino acids.